AUGGCUUCUCCCGAUGUUGUCAAGAAACUUGAGGAGGCAUUCGCCAAGCUGCAAGGCGCCGCGGAGUGCCACUCGCUCCUUAAGAAGCACCUGACGAAGGAAGUGUUCGAAAAGGUCAAGACGAAGAAGACGAAGAUGGGAGCAACGCUGUUGGACGUUAUCCAGUCGGGUGUGAAGAACCUGGACUCCGGCGUCGGUGUGUAUGCGCCUGACGCGGAGUCGUACACCUUGUUUGCCCCUCUCUUCGACGCGAUCAUCGAGGACUACCACAAGGGCUUCAAACCGACCGACAAGCAGCCCCCGAAGGACUUCGGCGACCUCAGCACGCUCGUCGAUCUUGACCCCGAGAGCAAGUAUGUCAUC
Messenger RNA from Trypanosoma grayi, 363 nucleotides. RefSeq names its product putative arginine kinase. The transcript has a single exon. Gene Ontology annotation, biological process: phosphocreatine biosynthetic process. The annotation marks the transcript as partial. Lineage: Eukaryota; Euglenozoa; Kinetoplastea; Trypanosomatida; Trypanosomatidae. The record is from RefSeq and is a predicted model, not a curated record. Gene Ontology annotation, molecular function: creatine kinase activity.